GGCCCAAAACCCCUUCCCUCCAAAGUAAAAUCCCCCAGCCUUUACGCCCUGUUCUCUCUCUCUUCAUGAUUAGCCCUACCAGUACUACUAUUAUAUUCAAUCAUUCAGUUUCAAGGAAAGGAAUCAAAGCAAAAUGGCGAACGUAGAGGAAGCUGUAGAUUUUGAGCCAGAGGAAGAUGAUCUAAUGGACGAAGACGUUGAAGGUUCAUCACCUAGGGCACCAAUUCCAAAGCUCAAAUCAGCCAUUACUACUGCCGGCGGCGGCGGUUCUUCUGGUUCUAAGAAAAUCAAAGGGCGUGGUUUCCGUGAAGAGACUGCUGAAGCUGAACGUAAUGCUCGCCUUUCUGCCAGAUUUGAUUCUCUCAUGACCGAAGGUGGACCUGGACCUGAACGAUCCAUUGAAGGAUGGAUUAUUUUAGUCACUGGAGUUAAUGAGGAGGCACAAGAAGAUCAUCUUCAUGAUACAUUUGGUGAGUUCGGGGAGAUCAAGAAUUUACAUUUGAAUCUGGACCGUCGUUCUGGAUUUGUCAAGGGUUAUGCGCUUAUUGAAUAUGAAAACUUUGAAGAAGCAGAAAGAGCUAUCAAUGAAAUGGAUGGGAAUGAGCUGCUCACUCAGACUAUACAUGUGGACUGGGCAUUCAGCAAAGGUCCUUUUAGAAGGAGAAAUGCUGGGAGGAGGUCAAGUCAUCGUUCUAGAAGUCCUAACAGGAGGCGAUUCUAAUUCUACACACACCUUUUUGCAAGGAUUGUGUUACUGGCUUCUAGAGAUCAGGCUCUACGAAUCCCUGGUCUAGGCUGUAAUUCCAUGUGUACCCUUGUUGCUUUGCUCAGCUUUUUCAUAUAUUUCUUUAAUUUUCAACUCCCAUACUCAGCUGUAAGUUAACUCUUCUCGAGCUUGUCCAGUGGUGUGCACUUCCUCUGGCCUUUGUGAAAAUUUAGGUUGUUUUUUGAGAAUAUUCAGAACUUUCCUGUUAUCAUCUGAAUUGGAUAUGGUUAUCUAGGAGGCACUGUGAAUUGAUUGCCAUGCAACAUUUGUGGACAAUUUGAUGUGAUUCUCUGGAAAAUGCAUCAGUAGUGUGUACUAACGAAAAGUGGCUUCAAUA
Messenger RNA from Capsicum annuum, 1103 nucleotides. Its product is annotated as RNA-binding protein Y14A. Gene Ontology annotation, cellular component: cytoplasm; exon-exon junction complex; nucleus. Lineage: Eukaryota; Viridiplantae; Streptophyta; Magnoliopsida; Solanales; Solanaceae. The transcript is spliced from 4 exons. Gene Ontology annotation, molecular function: mRNA binding. Gene Ontology annotation, biological process: RNA splicing. The coding region runs from base 134 to 721 and encodes 195 amino acids. The record is from RefSeq and is a predicted model, not a curated record.